This is a messenger RNA of Colletes gigas, 7897 nucleotides long. RefSeq names its product E3 ubiquitin-protein ligase lubel (gene LUBEL). Gene Ontology annotation, biological process: protein linear polyubiquitination. Gene Ontology annotation, cellular component: LUBAC complex. Bases 196 to 7611 code for a protein of 2471 amino acids. The record is from RefSeq and is a predicted model, not a curated record. Gene Ontology annotation, molecular function: K63-linked polyubiquitin modification-dependent protein binding; zinc ion binding; K48-linked polyubiquitin modification-dependent protein binding. NCBI's taxonomy places the organism in Eukaryota, Metazoa, Arthropoda, Insecta, Hymenoptera, Colletidae. The transcript is spliced from 21 exons.
UAUAUUUACGCGAACGGGGAGACUUCGGUAAAACGGUGGCAGCGGUCCAGCAGCCACGCUACGGAAAUAGAUUUCGGCUGCGGCAAUGCAACAGCUCCCCUGAAGACGAGCGCCGCCGAGGCAGUCGGAAGCAACCAGUACCGUGACGACCAGUUCCCGAGGAAAACCGGAGAAAUCGCCUCCGCGAGGUCCCACAUGAAUAACCCGGGAGCUGAAAAAUGGCGCCCGAUGGCCAUUUCGAAUCCAUCGACCCGGUUGCGCAUGGCGAGAUCCAUGCCCCAUUGGGUGCUGGCCCAGCAACAGAAGGAAGCGGAUCAGCGACGACGACCACCGACCCCGCCGAAGAUACCGCCGCCGUCGCUCUCCGGGGACUGUGGUGACCCGGACUACGAGAUCAUCGAAUUUCCGACCCGACCGCAAGCGCAAAGGUCCUCGAAGCCGAUCGCGAACGUCCUGAAAUGCGUCCUGUGCGGCACAGAGAAUGUCUUCGCCCGUUGCGACAGCUGCAACGGGAACUACUGCGAGGCCUGCGACGACAUGAACCACAAGCAUCCCAAACGAAAGAGUCACGUCAGACGAAGGAUCCUGACGGACCUUGCGACGAGAACACGGCCGCCGUUGCCGCCGAAAGGGGAAAACGCGUUGAAUCCGCCCCCGAUACCGCCGCCGCGAAGAAACCGCAAGACUCAGGCUAAAUCGACGCAAAACCAGGGACCCACGAAUCUCUCCUUGAUCGAGAGAGUCGGCAGCUUGAAGCGAACACUUCCGAACACGACCAGGCCGCUAUCAGCGACGCUCGACGCGAAAACAGUGUCGAAAUCCACGCAAUCGGUGAACGCGGCGUCCGUCGAGGGACCUGGAUCGGGCACCGACAAAAUGUCCACCCUCCAGGAAAGGUACAGGAAAUAUCAGGAAGCGAUGCGAGCGCAAGACGCGAAUAGGAGAAGGCACACUUCCGGUGACAUUGCCAGAGACACGUUGAACACGAGGCCGAUGAGCAUGGGCAGCCCGAAACCGGCGCCAAUGGUGCCGCCCCCGCCACCCCCGAGAUCUAUGAUACAGUCGGCGAGCGUUUGCGAUUUAUCGUCGCCGCACAUGUGGAAUCCCGGAAUGCACCAGGCCCAAUCCAUGGCUCACCUAGGACCAGGGGGAAUGCCAAUGAUGUGGUACCCGCCUAACGGCCCAUGGGACAUGACCAUGGGCGGUUCCACCAUGAGUCUGAAUCACCCAGCGAUGUGGGGCUACCCCAUGGGGUAUCCUCCUUCCCAAGUACUGCCGCCACACUACCCGGGCCCACACUCGAGGCCCCACAGUCCCGCCAGAAGUCUGAAAUCGAGCAGGAGAUCGAGGGCACCUUCGCCGGCGCCCAGUCUGAAGUCCAGAAAAUCGUUGGCCUCCAGAUCGCGAUCCAGAAGGUCCCAAGGAUCGCCCUCUGACGCGAGUUCCGAGGACUCGGGGGAAUCUGACUUCGACGACAGACUGUCCCGCAGCUCUAGGGGCACCAGGCGUGGCAGCGUGUCCAGGAGUGCCAGACACAGGAGUUACCACGAGGACGACGGCUCCAGGACUCUGUUGACCAGGAACCGUCGCGAGCGACUGAUGUCCGAAGAGAGGAUGCCCAGCACCGAGGAUCAAUGGUCCGAGACCCAUUCGAGCAAACGAUUCUCGACGCCGUCUAGAAAUUUCGACGAGCUACAGAAGAACACUCUGAACGCCCGCAGACGAUACGACCAAGACGAGCGCCGAUUAUCGAAGGUGGAUCCGCGAAUCGAUCGCGUGCAAAACGGCAGCUACCGCGACCGACGAAGGCGCAGCACCGACGAGGACGAGUCCGACCGGAAGUCCGCCCUACCCGCGAGAACCAGAGUCACCAGCUCCUCCGACGAUCACUUCGAGAGGGUCGAGGUGUCGCCGCGAAGAGCAUCCUCCGUGAAAAGGGACACGAGGCUGGACGAUCUCGAGAGAACCUCCCGCAGAGAUUCGCGAAGAUCCUCGAUCGACAGCGACGCGCAAACCUCGAGGAAAACGCCGUCUCGGGAGACGGUCGCCAGGAGAAGCCAGGAAGUCGAGGAGCUCGACAAAGCGGAAGACGAGAGCGUACGAACAACGACGAGGAGUCAACGGAGUCGCGAGCCCUCGCGCGAUCGAGAGACGUUGCAGAAGAGAGAAACUUCGGUUAAGAGAGACGUUUCCGUCGACGAGACGGAGAAGUCGCCUGCCAGGCGAAGUUCCGUCCGGUCGUCUUUGGAUUCGAACGGUCAGAGGGCACGGAAGACACCCUCCCGCGAGGAUAGGGAAACCGAACGACCUGAUAGCAGAAAUCGGGUGUCCGAGGGUCGGGAAAUCAGACGUUCCGUCGAAAAAGAGAAACCGACUCAAGAGAUCUCGCAGAGGAAAACGGAAAGUCCGACCGUGAAACGUCCGGAAGUAACGAUCCCGCUGGAAACGGAAAAGAAACGUGAGGAAGACAACGUACCGUCGAAAGGUGUCCAAGAGCAGCCUUCGAUGAUGGAGAUCCCGAAAGAGGAGUGGGCCUGCGAGCAUUGCACCUUCAUCAACAACGUCAAGGACCGCGUCUGCGUGGUUUGUUGCAAAACAAAGAGCAGCGCGUUACCACCGAGCACCGAAGACACCUUGGAGGAUGUUCAUGGCGGUUUCAGCGAGAUCCCCAAGAGCGAAUCCGCGACGACGUCCAGCAACCUCAGCAACCCCAGCCCCGACCUAGAGAAAAGGGCGAGUCUGUUAAAGAUAUCGAACAGCGAAGAGAGCGGCGACAGUGGAUCCACGAGGAACAAAGAUAUCGCGAGAGUGGAAGAUACGUCUGCAGUCGCGGAGAAUUCGCUUCCGGGAUCCUUGUUGGUAACAAAAGGCGCGACGCCAUUAAUGGCGAACGAUGCGUCAGCGGCUACCGAGAGCACGCAGGACGCUUCCUCGAAAAUAAACGACGCAAAGCGUGCUCUGUCGCCGAUCAAACGACCCACGCCCGGGAAAAUCCCGAAAAGCCAUUCGGUUUCCACCGGAACGUCCCCGCCGCCUCAGAGCAUUUCGACUCAAACGUACGACUACCUUCCAGCGAGAGGAAACGCAGGAUUCGUGAGGGCAGCAUCGGCCUCGAAGAGUCUAUUGUACUACGAAGACAGCGACCCGGAGGAGCAAACCAGGUUCGCGAACAGCCCCGACGACCUGUAUCCCCGCCAGGAGCAGUAUCUGCAACAGCUGAUCGGUGGACCCAGCAGAGAUCGAACGAGACGGAACUCCAUCGACUCGACGCACCUUUAUUAUCGUUCCAGGGAGCCCAGUCAGCCCCGAUACCUCGAGGCGGCCUCCAGUUCCCAGGAAGUUUCAACGUUGACGCGGCAAGGCUUGGAGAUCGUCGAACUUCUACGGGAAGCCGAGAGGCACGGUUAUUCCACCGACGACGUUCAGGUGGCUUUAUCGCAGGGCGCGAGCAACCCGAUCGACUGGCUCAAGGCGCAAUGGCCUCAUUUGGUGGAGACGGUGCAAGUUCUGGCAACCACUCACGGCAAAGAGCUGAAGGAAAACAACGUCGGGACGCUAACCGGCGCCGAGGCGAAAGAGGCGUUGAGAUCGGCCAAGGGCGACGUUUGGAACGCCGUUGCCGUCGCGAUUCAACGCCGACAGCAGAAAUGCGAGGAUAUAAUGAAGAAAGGUAACUUCGCGACGGCGGAAGUCGUGAAAGCGCUCGAGAAUAACGACGGCGCCGAGGACGCGGCAUUAUUCGAGCUACAAAAGAACCAGCUCAAGCCGUUUUUGAUGAGGAUCUGGGGUCCUCCGGUUGGGGUGGAGAACGACGAGGCUGCACCGCGGGAAGAUGCGGCAGGUGCGGUCGGUGGUGGAACGUGUGUUACCGAACAGGUUUCCAACGUGUCGGACUCAGAAGCGAGGAAGCAGGUAAUGUCACCAAUAGUUGAAAAUUUCGUGGCGUUGCAGGCCGACUUUCAAAAGCAACUGGCAGCCCUCAGACAACUGACAGAUAACUGGCAACACGAUAAAGACCCCCUGAACACUCUCGGUAAUAAGCCUGAUCAUCUGUGUGAAGGUAACGCUGACGAUCGAACCGUUCUAAUCGAUAAAACUCUGGUCCCAAGGGCCGCGCUAGACCUCGAUGUAGCCGAGGCCGUUAAAGCGCAGGAGAAACGACGUUCUAUCGGUCCCGACGGAGAAUCCAUGCAAAUAACCUUAGACGAAACUAAGCUAUUGCAAACAUCAGACGAUACCGCGGUCAAAAAAUCCCAUUCGCCUGUAAAUCGCGAUCAAAAUAUAAUCGAGGCAAAAACGCAGCAGGAUUUAUGUAACGGAAAAACAGACGAAACUAAGUCGUUGUCAAAGUCGGACGAUACUGUUAGUAAAAGCUCCGUGACUACUGAAAAUCGCGAUCAAAAUAUAAUCGAGGCAAAAACGCAGCAGGAUUUACGUAACGGAAAAACAGACGAAACUAAGUCGUUGCCAAAGUCGGACGAUACUGUGAUUAAAGGAUCCGUGACUACUGAAAAUCGCGAUCAAAAUGUAAUUGAGGCAAAAACGCAGCAGGAUUUACGUAACGGAAAUGUAGACGAAACUAAGUCAUUGCUAAAAUUAGAUGAUGCUGUGAUUAAAGGAUCCGUGACUACUGAAAAUCGCGAUCAAAAUGUAAUCGAGGCAAAAACGCAGCAGGAUUUACGUAACGGAAAUGUAGACGAAACUAAGUCAUUGCUAAAAUUAGAUGAUGCUGUGAUUAAAGGAUCCGUGACUACUGAAAAUCGCGAUCAAAAUAUAAUCGAGGCAAAAACGCAGCAGGAUUUAUGUAACGGAAAAAGAGACGAAACUAAGUCGUUGCCAAAGUCGGACGAUACUGUGAUUAACGGAUCCGUGACUACUGAAAAUCGCGAUCAAAAUGUAAUUGAGGCAAAAAUACAACAGGAUUUACAUAAUGGAAAUGUAGAUGAAACUAAGUCGUUGCCAAAAUUGAACGAUGCUGUGAUUAAAAAAUCUGUGACUAUUAAAAAUAACGAGCAAAAUAUAAUAGAGGCAAAAACGCAACAGACUUCGGAAAAACAAUUGCCAAAAUCUGACGUUACGAGUGAAAAUCGAAAAUACGAUCAGGACGCUUCCGCGAGUACGGUCGAGGUAAAAACGCAACAGGCUCCGAGGCUCGCGGAGAACUUGUCGGAGCGGGAUUCGCGCGACGAGAGGGUAAAAGAGAUUUCAGAAAUUGAUAAAGACGCGGAGAAUCGAUCGAACGAGUCGCGAGGGAAAAACCUGACCGUGGUGAAGGAUGAAAGCGCCGAUGACAGGACAGAAAACACCAGCGUCGAGAAAGAUAAGCCGUCGACGGGAGUAGAAUCCGAAGCGAGUGACGCGAAAGAAACCGUAGAACGAACGAAGAAUGCCCGUGAAGUAUCUCGGACGAAACUCGAAGAGACACUUCCUCCGCGUGUUAAAGAAACCGAGGAGACUGGAGCUCCUCGUCAAAGGACCGUAGAAGGAGAUAAACCUUCUACUUUGCCUGAAAGCUCGAGCUCCCCUCUGCAAUCUAAUCCGCCGGAGGAUGGUUUGUCGGUACGUAAACACGCGAGCCAAGAUUCGUUGAACCAGAAGGCGAUCGACGCACCGGAACAGCGUCCUCAGCAACGGGCGAUCGACACGGAACCCACGAACGCGACGGAAAAUAAAGAGUCGAGAAACUCGGAGCCCGAGAAGCUACAAUCGGCGUCGAUUACACCGGAAGUGAGUUCCUCGGCGGAAGAAGCCCCGCGGAAAAGUAACGAGACGCACGUAGCCACGGUGGAGGCGUUGAUAUCCGCCGUGAAAUCGCUGCCGGAGCAAUUACUGGGUCCGUUCAUGUCGGCGAUGCAAAAGCUAUCGCCGAGGAGGUCCGCGACGGAGGCGGGGAAUGAGUCCGGAUCCCUCGAAACUCUCGACGAGGACGGUUCCAGCAAAAAUGAGAACGGGAAAGAAGCUGCCGCGAGCGACACAAUGGAGCCCGCGACGACCACGGCCGCCAUCAAAAAGCUGCAGGAACUCGAAACGGUACGUACGAGCGAAAAAGACGCUGUCGCGGUUGGAACUAACGCGAAAGAGAGGAUAACCGAGACGCCAGCGAGCGUGUGCCAAAGAAAAUUUGACGGUAACGAGGUCUCGGAGGAGCCGUCGAAUCGCGAGGCGGAAGCGGCGCCAUUACGGGACGGCGAAACAAAAGGGGCGACGAUAGCCGCGAACAACGCGGUCGAAAGAAUAGCUCGCCGUCUGUUGGCGGAGGGCAAAGCGUCGAACUACGACCAGGCGGAAGUCGCCGCCAGUUUGUUGGCCCUGAAAUUUGGCGACGUUGAGGCCCUCCACGCGGCCAAGGAAUGUUCCAGCGUCGAGUCGGCUCUAGCUUUUCUUCAGCAAGAAUGCGAGCUCUGCACGGGUCGUUUCGCGAUGAGCCAGAUGAUAUCCAUGUUGAAAUGCGUGCACCGUUGUUGCAACGAUUGCGCGAAGAAUUACUUCACGAUCCAGAUCAGCGACAGAAACAUCACGGACGCUGUCUGCCCGUAUUGCAAGGAACCGAAUCUGAAGGAUGCGACCGAGGACGAGGUCCUGGAAUACUUCAGUAACCUGGACAUCCAGCUAAAGACACUUUUAGACCCUCCGAUUCACGAGCUGUUCCAGAGGAAGCUGCGGGACAGAACGCUGAUGCAGGAUCCCAAUUUCAAGUGGUGCAUUCAGUGUUCGAGCGGGUUCUACGCGGAUCCGGAUCAGAAGCGUUUGAUUUGUCCCGAUUGCCGAUCGGUUACGUGCGCCUUCUGUCGAAGACCGUGGGAGAAACAGCACGAAGGAAUUACGUGCGAGCAAUUUGCCGCUUGGAAAGACGAGAACGACCCGGAUUAUCAGGCCGCGGGACUAGCCAAGCACUUGGCGGACAACGGCAUAGAUUGCCCUAAAUGCAAAUUUCGAUACUCCUUGUCCAGGGGAGGUUGUAUGCAUUUCACGUGCAGCCAGUGCAAGUACGAGUUCUGUUGCGGUUGCGGCAAGGCCUUCAUGAUGGGAGCGAAAUGCUCGGUGAGCCAGUACUGCGCUAAACUGGGCCUGCACGCUCAUCAUCCUAGGAAUUGCCUGUUCUAUCUACGCGAUAAGGAGCCCGCGCAGUUGCAACAGUUGCUCAGAGAUAAUGGGAUCGAGUACGACACGGACGGUCCGGCCGGGGAGCGCAAGUGCAAAGUGCAGUUGCAGAAAGAAACUCCCACCGGUGUUGUAGACGCGGUAUGCAAUUCAGACGUCGUCGAGGGCCACGCCGGCUUAUGCAGGAUCCACUACAUCGAAUACCUAAUCCGAAUAAUCCGGAAGACCCAAUUGGAGCCGCUCCCGUUGCUAAACGUGGACGACCUCGAAACGUUCGUGAGACGCGCGGGGUCAAAGUUACCCCCGAAUUGGCAGCACUACAUUGAGUACUUGGCGGGCCUGGUACUGAAGGGCAGGCUGGACCCGGUGGCAAUCUUUGACUUGAACGAUGCCAAGCAAGAGCUGCGCCGUCGGGGAAAAGUUCCCCCUGCGAAGGACCAGGAAAUGUCCGAGCGGGAUUAUCUCGAGGCGUGCAUUCAGGUGGUGCGAAAGGAGAUUCCAUUGGAGUGAUAGAAGAGAAGAUUAAUCAAUAUUCGACUUUGUACGCGAGACUCACACAUUUGACGCAUAUGUUGUAUAGUGUAUUUAUUUUAUUAUGCGGACAGCGAUGUAGAGAGGAAUUUACAAUUGAAGUAAACGAAGAUUAUAAAAGUUGUGUAGUAUUUGAUGUAAAAAACUAAGUCACUCUUAUGGGUAGGAGAGGAGUGGCGGAGAAAUUAUAAUAAAAGAAUGUCGAUUGUUUUGUAAAUGAUGCGUGUUGAAUAUUUUUAACGCAAUAAAAUAACAGUUUAUAGUA